AUGAUUGACCCUGAGUUCUUCCCGUCUCUGACAGCUACAGCUCCCGCCACGACCUCCUCCGUCGGACCUAUCCCGACCGUGCUCCCAGGCUCCGAGGUCUUCCAGGGGCUCCAUGACGUCGGCAAACGGACCCUGUGGGUCGUUGCGGUGUUGAUGGGGAUUUCCUCGCUUGUCUUCUAUUCUCUGGCUGCGCGGGCCCCACUGCCAAAACGGAUCAUCCACGUCCUCACCUCGCUCAUCACAACGAUCUCCUUCAUUACGUACCUGGCUCUUGCAACUGGUCAAGGAAUUACCACUAAGCAUGUGCGGAUUCACGAAUCCCACAAGCAUGUCCCCGACACCCACACCGACUAUACUCGUCAAUUGCUGUGGCUUCGAUACCUCAACUGGGCAUUGACCACCCCUUUGCUGUUCGUCAACUUUGCCCUCAUCUCGGGUCUCCCCGGUGCGAAUCUGCUCAUUGCCAUCGUCGCCAACCUGACCAUGUUGGCCACUGGCCUACUCGGCUCAUUCGCCGGCCAUGGCCAAGAGCGCUGGGCCUGGCUGACACUUUCGUGCAUCUCAUACUUGGUGGUUGUGCACCAUGCCGGAUUCCACGCCCAUCGUGCUGUCAACAACAAGGACGCUCAAACUAGGAAGUUCUUCAGUGCCGUUGCUAGCUCCGCGAUUGUUGCGUUGGCCCUUUUCCCUAUUUCGAUCGCCGCCGGUGCGCUGGCUCUCAAGUUGACCGUUGACACCGAGACCAUCCUCUUUGCCGUGCAGGAUAUCUUCACCCAGGGUAUCUUGGGAUACUUCCUCCUCUUGGCCCAUGAUAGCUCUGCCGGAAUUUCUCUCUAUCUUGAUGGAUUCUGGUCACACGGAGUCGGAAAUGAAGGCACCAUUCGCAUUGCUGACGAGGAGGGUGCGUAA
Messenger RNA from Penicillium salamii, 909 nucleotides. NCBI's taxonomy places the organism in Eukaryota, Fungi, Ascomycota, Eurotiomycetes, Eurotiales, Aspergillaceae. The record is from the annotation of a GenBank genome assembly.